AGCGCUACCCAUGAUGUCAUGUACAUGAAAAAGCCAAGAAGUAGUUAAGAAGGCGGCUUGUAACUCUGGAAAGAGUGGGUGAACCUCUGAGGCGCAGAGAGCAGACGCACGCGGGUGAUAUUUUGGACUGACAACACACGGCAACGGCACCAUGGUGCAGCAAACGGACAACAGCGAAACGGACAGCAUGUCCAGAGAAGCCACCGACUCCGACGAAAGUGAAUUCAUGGUUUCGAUAAACCCAGACUGGUGCAAGACAGCGACCGGACACAUAAAGCGACCGAUGAACGCGUUUAUGGUGUGGUCUAAAAUCGAGCGGAGAAAGAUCAUGGAACAGUCUCCAGACAUGCACAACGCCGAGAUCUCCAAACGCUUGGGGAAGCGCUGGAAAAUGCUGAAGGACAGCGAAAAGAUACCUUUCAUCAGGGAAGCCGAAAGACUCCGGUUGAAACACAUGGCUGAUUAUCCUGACUACAAAUACAGACCCAAGAAGAAACCAAAGCUGGACAGUUCCUCCAAACCCUCAGCCCCAUCUCCAGAGAAGUCCUGCAACAAAAUGUCCAAGAACUCCAAGAAAUGUCCCAAACUAAAAGCGAACAAGACGGGAAGCAAGUCGUCUCACGGCUACGGAGAUGAGUACGUGUUUAAGAGCAUUAAAGUUUCAAAGACUGUCAUUAAAAGUGAAUUCACGGAUGAAGACGACGACGACGACUCCGAGGAGGACUCCUCUCGAGUCCGGGUGAAGGAGGAGGAAGAGGAUCCGAUCCGAGCCUACAAUGUAGCAAAAGUUCCCGCCAGCCCAACUUUGAGCUCGUCUACAGAGUCCGAGGGCGCCAGCAUGUACGAGGAGGUCCGGAACAACAGACUCUUCUACAAUUUCAAAAACAUCACCAAGCAGAGCACAAUGUAUCCUGCAUCCGUCUCACCAGCAUCCUCUAGGUCAGUUUCCACUUCUUCCAGCUCAAGCGAAGACGCGGACGACUUGCUUUUUGACUUCAGUUUGAACUUCGCCUCCUCCGCGCAAAGCUCGGAGCUGGGCAACCAAAACCCAGGGAAUCUCUCCCUCUCUCUGGUGGAUAAGGAGUUGGAGUCUUUUAGUGAGGGCAGCCUGGCUCCCACUUUGAAUUUCCAGACUAUUGCACGCCUGAGCUCAGCGAAAUGAUAGCUGGGGACUGGCUCGAAGCGAACUUUUCUGACCUGGUUUUUACAUACUAAAUAAGACAA
Sinocyclocheilus rhinocerous is the source of this 1224-nucleotide messenger RNA. Its product is annotated as transcription factor Sox-11-like. NCBI's taxonomy places the organism in Eukaryota, Metazoa, Chordata, Actinopteri, Cypriniformes, Cyprinidae. The record is from RefSeq and is a predicted model, not a curated record. Gene Ontology annotation, molecular function: RNA polymerase II cis-regulatory region sequence-specific DNA binding; DNA-binding transcription activator activity, RNA polymerase II-specific. Gene Ontology annotation, cellular component: nucleus. Gene Ontology annotation, biological process: neuron differentiation; positive regulation of transcription by RNA polymerase II; negative regulation of transcription by RNA polymerase II.